Molecule: messenger RNA, 2512 nt
Organism: Doryrhamphus excisus (bluestripe pipefish)
Lineage: Eukaryota; Metazoa; Chordata; Actinopteri; Syngnathiformes; Syngnathidae
Gene: zfand5a
Product: zinc finger, AN1-type domain 5a
Molecular function (GO): DNA binding; zinc ion binding
Source: RefSeq, a predicted model, not a curated record
AUGGCGACACGUUGUUUCACCCGUGACACCAUCCGCCACUCCUCUUACUAAAGAAGGAAACAAACAUCCACCCAGAAAGAGCUGGAGAUCACCACAGAAAGAAGGGACGGGGCAGGCGAAGGCGAGGAAGGGAGAAUUUAACCCACCACAAGCAGUCUUCUCACGGACAACCACGACACAUUAAGACGGGAGGAGGACGUUUGCGAGGAGCUGAAAAAUAUUUCCCCCCUCAACAAACGUCAUCUUAUUCCGAUCGCUUCAAGAGAAACUCCCAACGUUUUUCAUCAGCAAUGGCCCAGGAGACAAACCAGAGCCCGGUGCCCAUGCUUUGCGCCACAGGCUGUGGAUUCUAUGGCAACCCCAGAACCAACGGCAUGUGCUCUGUAUGCUACAAGGAACACCUGACACGGCAGCAGAGCAGCGACCGGAUGAGCCCCCUCAGCCCCAUGGCUGCUAGUCCUACCUCAGAGGCCUCUGCGAUCCAGAGACUAGAAGCCAGUCUUGCUAAGGUCGAUGCCUCUUCUGCCUCCUCACCAGACAUGUCUAGAACUGUUCAAGGAUCUCUGCCUGUGACUCAACAAAUGACAGAGAUGAGCAUCUCGAGAGAGGACAAGUCAGAAUCCCUAGAACCUGUCGUAAACCAGCCAACUGCCUCCAACCUGACUCCUGUAGCUUCUUCCAGCAACGAUGAUAGCAAAGAGGACUCGUCAAAACCCAAGAAAAAUAGGUGUUUCAUGUGCCGCAAGAGGGUGGGCCUUACAGGAUUUGACUGUCGCUGUGGGAAUCUCUUCUGUGGUAUCCACCGGUACUCCGACAAGCACAACUGCCCUUAUGACUACAAGGCUGAGGCGGCCGCCAAGAUCCGUAAAGAGAACCCAGUAGUGGUGGCUGACAAGAUCCAGAGAAUAUAAAUCCAACAAGGCAGACCAAUGCAAGUGGCAGUGAUGAAGAUAACACCUUUUUAAAAAAGACUGGAGUGUUUUACCUUUUGAAUUGAGCACUGGCAUGUGUGGCCGAGUGAAGAUGGAAAGGACUUGAUUUACAAAAUGAAAACCUCAAGAAAACAUGAAAAAAAAAAUCAGAGGGAGAUGCAUGAAUGAUCACUUUUCCCAUUUUGAUUAAUCCAUUUAUCUUAUUUUCUGUGGUGUGUCUGUGCCGCCAUUAAAUCUUUUUUUCUUCUAAGAAUACAUAUUGUCUUAUGAAGAGCAGCCCAGAGUCAAUGUCCGUGAUAUGCUGCAAUCUUCUCACCUUAACCAGGCGCCAUUCUGUGCCAAACUGUAGUCAUUUUUGGUCAGACCCCGUCAAGUGUCAGAAACCAUCAAAAGAAACGAGACUACGCUGGAGCAGCGUUUAACUUUCCCCCAAAAUGUUGCACAAGGGGCUCUGUUACUUUGUCUCUCUUUCCUGGCUUUACCUACCUCACAGCUGCUCUGUUAGCCUCAUCAUCUUCCUUGUUUUUUUUCUUUGUAUCCAUCCACUGUGACCCCAGCAGAGCAGCAGGUCACCUCUCCUCCGCCUCAGUGACCCCUCUGAUCAGCAUUCUUAUGUUGACUGAUUGGUUUGAUUGUGAUGAGGCUUGUUCUUCAUACCUGGAGGUAUAGUGCAGGACAGGGACAAAUGGUUUGAUUGUGAUGAGGCUUGUUCUUCAUACCUGGAGGUAUAGUGCAGGACAGGGACAAAUAUUAAGACUCCACAUUUCACCAAAACCCUUAAAGUGGGCAUGCUGGGUAAAAGUGCAGUGGCGGGCUUGGAGGAUGGAGGCCUCAGUUUAAUCUAGGCUGCAAAAUUGAAUGAAUGGGAUUAAUGCAUGAGUUUCCUGUCACAUAACAGUGUUUCCAGAAAAUUUGGACUCUAGUUGUUUCAGGCAUUUUUACUUGCUGAGACUUUUUUGUUUGUUGCUUUUUUCCCUUUCAUCAAGCUCAAACUGAUUGGCGCAUGUAUUCAAUGCAUUUGUGAAAUUAGGGUAUGUGAAACAUGUUUGUUUAUCCUUGGUUUUAUUCAUUUUAAGUGCGCUAACAGUGUGCACACUGCGUGUGCGUGUGUGUGUGUGUGUGUGCGUGCACAUGUCUGAGGAGAUACACGGUUUAUCAGCACAUGUUUACAGAACUACAGGAGCAUGCCAGAGCUAGAUUUAUGAAAAAUAUACUAGACAACCACAAUUUAGAUGUACCUUCAUCUGUCCAAGCUAUUGGUCUCUGUCUACUAUACAGCACCAUAAGGGUGUGUGUGUGUGUGAGUGUGUGUGAGCGCGCGAGAGAGAGCACAUGCCUGUGCAAAGUGUGUUUCAUGGCUGCCUGAUUUGUAUGUGUCUGACUUGUGUUAUCUCCCAGUAUGUUUUUCAUUUAAGGCAACCUUAUGUAUCUGUUUUGAGUUUUUCCUGAUUCUUAGUUAUAUGCAAAUUUGUACAAAAACUAAAACAAUGAUGUUGAUAUUUAUGUAUUGCAUAUAAUCCCGCUAUCCAGCAUUACCACAGAAUAGUAUCAUGUAAAUAAAGCUGUACAGAGAGACAUUA